Chrysochloris asiatica (Cape golden mole) is the source of this 1266-nucleotide messenger RNA. Its product is annotated as olfactory receptor 13A1-like. The record is from RefSeq and is a predicted model, not a curated record. Gene Ontology annotation, molecular function: olfactory receptor activity; G protein-coupled receptor activity. Bases 1 to 1266 code for a protein of 421 amino acids. Gene Ontology annotation, biological process: G protein-coupled receptor signaling pathway. Lineage: Eukaryota; Metazoa; Chordata; Mammalia; Afrosoricida; Chrysochloridae. Gene Ontology annotation, cellular component: membrane. The transcript is spliced from 5 exons.
AUGUCAGCAGACAACCACACAACUGUAGUGGAGUUCAUCCUGCAGGGCUUCUCAGAAGACCCACAUCUCCAGGGCCUGAUCUCCAUCCUUUUCCUCCUCCUCUAUCUGAUAGCCCUUACAGGCAAUGGCCUCAUUGUCAUAGUCGUCACUCUGAGCCCAGGUCUGCAUACCCCCAUGUACUUCUUCCUCAUCAACCUGGCCAUUUUGGACAUCGUCUGUGCAUCUACUGUUCUCCCCAAGCUUCUGGAGAUCCUGGUGGUUCAGGGGGACAUUAUCUCUUACUGGGGCUGUCUGACGCAACUCUUCUUCCUGACCUGGUUCCUGGGUGCUGAACUGUUGCUGCUCACAGCCAUGGCGUUUGACCGCUAUGUGGCCAUCUGCCAGCCACUACGGUAUGGCACCAUCAUGAGCUGGCCAGUGUGUGCACUGCUGGCCAUGGCUGUAUGGACAAUCAGUGCAUUGAACACAUCAGCGAACACAGGUCUCAUAGCACAGCUCAACUUCUGUGGCCCCAACCAUAUCCAACACUUCAUGUGUGAAGCCCCCAUGCUGGUGUUGCUGUCCUGCAGUCCCACAACCCUCAACAAUAUCUUGAUUAUCAUGGCUGAUGUCUACUUUGGUGUGGUCAACUUCUUACUCACUCUGGUCUCCUAUGGCUACAUUGUGGCCAGCAUCCUACGCAUCCGCUCAGCUUUGGGCAAGCGCCGAGCCUUCUCUACCUGCUCCUCCCACCUCCUGGUGGUCACCUGGUACUAUUCCACUGUCAUCUACACCUACUUCCUCCCGGGCUCUGGUGCCUCCAUGCAGAAUGGUAAGGUGGGGGCUGUGUUGUACACAGCAGUCAGCCCUGCCCUGAACCCGCUCAUCUACACACUGAGGAACAAGGAUGUGAAAGCGGCCCUGCAAAAGGUGGCCCCGGUCUCUUGGUGUGAUCAUUCUUCACCAAACUCCUGGAACCAGAAGGGAAGUGGGAAUUUGGACUCACUGGUCCCCGGCACAUGUCUCGUGGAUGCUGCUGUUCCAUCAGUGUUGGGCCUGGUGAAUGGCUGGGAAGCCCAGGGCUGUGUGGCUAUUACCCUCUCUCCUCCUCAGGAUCCUUAUCUUGUGACACCUGUUAGGAAUGCUGAGGACAGCACCACUUUCCUCAGAGUCUUGCCUUUGGGUGUUAUCAUCACAUUAAGGAUGGGCUGUCUGUACCUUGAUUUUGACUUGUCACCUCCCAGCACCCAGGUGGCCUUGUUCUUAUUAGAUAUGAGAACCUUGUAA